Myotis brandtii (Brandt's bat) is the source of this 986-nucleotide messenger RNA. RefSeq names its product ceramide synthase 1 (gene CERS1). Bases 164 to 922 code for a protein of 252 amino acids. The transcript is spliced from 7 exons. Gene Ontology annotation, cellular component: membrane. Gene Ontology annotation, molecular function: sphingosine N-acyltransferase activity. Lineage: Eukaryota; Metazoa; Chordata; Mammalia; Chiroptera; Vespertilionidae. The record is from RefSeq and is a predicted model, not a curated record. Gene Ontology annotation, biological process: ceramide biosynthetic process.
UGGUCGCAGCCUUGGGGAGGUGGAAGGGCCUGGGGCUGCCUCCGAGAGGUGCGAUGGAAAUGCCCCGUUUUCAGCGAGCCUGGAGAGGCCACCGCCCCGGCUGGAGAGUGACCAUGAGCCCCUGGCCAAGCGGUGCCGCCUCCAGCCUAGAGAUGCCGCCAAGAUGCCUGAGAGCGCCUGGAAGUUCCUCUUCUACCUGGGCACCUGGAGCUACAGUGCCUACCUGCUCUUCGGCACUGACUACCCCUUCUUCCACGACCCGCCCUCUGUCUUCUAUGACUGGACGCCAGGCAUGGCAGUGCCACGGGACAUCGCGGCCGCCUAUCUGCUGCAGGGAAGCUUCUACGGCCAUUCCAUCUACGCCACGCUGUACAUGGACGCCUGGCGCAAGGACUCAGUGGUCAUGCUCGUCCACCACGUGGUCACCCUGGUCCUCAUUGUCUCCUCCUAUGCCUUCCGGUACCACAGCGUGGGCAUCCUGGUGCUCUUCCUGCACGACAUCAGCGACGUGCAGCUGGAGUUCACCAAGCUCAAUGUUUAUUUCAAGUCCCGUGGAGGCUCCCACCAUCCUCUGCACGCCCUGGCUGCGGACCUGGGCUGCCUCAGCUUCAGCCUCAGCUGGUUCUGGUUCCGCCUCUACUGGUUCCCACUCAAGGUCCUGUACGCCACCUGCCACUGCAGCCUGCGCUCGGUGCCUGACAUUCCCUUCUACUUCUUCUUCAAUGCACUCCUGCUGCUUCUCACUGUCAUGAACCUUUACUGGUUCCUGUACAUCGUGGCUUUUGCUGCCAAGGUGCUGACGGGCCAGGUUCGGGAGCUGAAGGAUGUGCGGGAAUACGAUGCGUCAGAGGCCCCGAGCCCCAAGCCCAGCAAAGCUGAGAAGCCGCUGAGGAACGGUUUGGUGAAGGACAAGCGCUUCUGAACCCUUCGACGCCCGUCCCGCUCCCCCGGACCUCACCCUGCCCCACCUUGCCCCCUGGGACGGC